Anneissia japonica is the source of this 2182-nucleotide messenger RNA. RefSeq names its product 39S ribosomal protein L13, mitochondrial-like. Gene Ontology annotation, cellular component: ribosome; mitochondrial large ribosomal subunit. Bases 98 to 631 code for a protein of 177 amino acids. NCBI's taxonomy places the organism in Eukaryota, Metazoa, Echinodermata, Crinoidea, Comatulida, Comatulidae. Gene Ontology annotation, molecular function: structural constituent of ribosome; mRNA binding. Gene Ontology annotation, biological process: negative regulation of translation; translation. The record is from RefSeq and is a predicted model, not a curated record. The transcript is spliced from 7 exons.
GCCAAAUAUACUACGCUCUACUGUACUCUACUCUCUCUCGCUCUUGGGCACUGUGCUGUGAAUGAGAUGUAUUUUUGAUUGGUGAAUUCUAACGAUCAUGUCAAGUAGGAUAACGCAGCAAUGGCUAACAUUUAGCCGAAUGUGGUACCUUGUUGAUGCAUACAAGCAACCACCCGGUAGACUGGCAAGCUUGGUAACACCUUUCCUGACAGGCAAGAACAAGCCCAUCUACCAUCCCCUAAGUGAUGUUGGAGACCACGUUGUUAUCAUCAACACAAAGCAUGUUGCAUUCUCUAAGGAUAAAUGGAAAGAAAAAAUUUACCAUCAUCAUACAGGAUAUCCUGGUGGGUUCAGCAGCACACCUGCAUUUAAAGUACAUGAGAAAGACCCAAAGAAGAUUGUUUAUAAAUCAAUAUACGGCAUGCUACCAAAGGACUUACGGCGACGAACCAUGAUGUGUCGUCUGCAUCUGUUUGAAGAUGAUAAUAUCCCUGAAGAUAUACGAGAGAACAUUGUGGAGCAUAUCAAGGGACCACGAGAUAUUCCACGUACAUUGCGUGAGUACACACCUGAAGAACGUGCUGCCUUUCCUACGCUAUGGUAUCCAAUUGAUCCUCUGAAGAAAAGUUGAUCUUUACUUUAGAAUUCAGUCCUUAACCAAUCGUGUGAAGAUAGUUGAAUGAAUUGUCAAAAUAGGAUGCAGAUCUUCUCAAUCUACAAGAGAAUUCGAUGACAGUGGUGCUGUAACCUCUAUUACCAAAAAGAGUGAACGGUAAACUUAUGCUAAGGCUGAGACCGUACAAUGGGUUGUCAGCAGGCACUAGGAUGCACAGGAUUGUCAGAACUUGUUUGGGGACGGUUUUAUCAGAACAUAGGAUACAGUAUGAUACGAUAGAACUUUAUUGUCACAACGGUAUAAAUACAGCUAUGAGAUAUGGAUCCUUAAAUACACUAAUAUUAGUUAAUAUAGAAAAAUAAUUAAAAUACAAAAAAGUUGCACAACAGAAAUUGCUUAGAAUAAAAACACUGUACAUUGCAAGAAUUACUGAGUGUGAUGGAAAGGCAAGAUAAAACUGUACAAUGUGGUUUAUCUAUUGAACUGCAUAUUAAAAUGUCUGACUGCUGAUGGAUGGAAUGAAUGAAUUGAAACUACAUACUACUACUACAUGGAUAUGGAGGGCUUUGUCAAUCCAAUGCUUGUUAAGAGCAUGCCAAAGCCACAACACAUCGGUGGUUGUUAGUAACUUGUUUGAAUUCUGUACCUUGAAAAAUUGAUAGUGACAAUCAAACCCCCCAUAUAAGACCUAUCGGAAUUACAGUAUUUAGUUUAUAACAUUUUAACGUUGAUAAAGAAAGCAAGAGCUAUCGAAAUAUCCAUUCUAUUAUAUUUUAUUUUAAUAAAUUUGUGUUCCGCAAGUCGACCUUCAAUGAUGGUACAUUGUCUUUUCAUUAUUUUUACAUUUUAUUUUACUUGGAGCACACAUGCAAAUACACUCUUCAAUAGUUUAUAACAUGUACUGUUUCUCUAUCAUUGAAGGGCGCCCUCACUGAUCACAUAGAAAUGCGGUUUAAAGAGAACUGUAGGCAUUUACCAUGUUCUACCAGCUAUACACUGACUAUUAGUUUAACUCAUUUCUUAGUUGUAAUAUGAUAGUUUACUCUGAUUAUCGUGACUGGUGUGAGCAUUUAUAUUGCGCCUUUUCUUUGCAGUCAUUUUGAAUUCUUAUUAAAUAUUUGUCAAAACACUUAAUUUAAGGUGCAAAGUUUUCAUUAAAUGUCGCAUUGUAUCAAAGUCAAUGGAUUAUAUCAUACAGUUACAACAGCGUAUUCGAGUCAUGUGAUUACUGUAUAUGGAACAGUUACAUUUUAUAUGAUAUUUGAAAGAGGAUGUUGUACCGAUGAUCAUGCCUGCGUAGCCAAGGGUCCCAGAAAGAGUUAAAUUUUAGCCCCCCCCCCCACCUUGUAAAAAUCAAAGUGGUAACUAAAUACAGUAUGGUGCUCACCCCUCCCUAAAUUUUCUGGAGAUGCAUGAAAACUUAUUUGAUCUACUUAAAAUUCAGUGACGUCAUGAUAUCAAAUUAGGACACUAUCAAAUAAAUAUUUUAAGUCUGAGAAUGGAAUUUCUGGGUAGCCUAUUUAGUGUUGUUACAUCAUUGAUUUUUUUUCUCCUCAGUCCCAAUCA